Messenger RNA from Leptomonas pyrrhocoris, 1781 nucleotides. RefSeq lists its product as hypothetical. The transcript has a single exon. The record is from RefSeq and is a predicted model, not a curated record. Lineage: Eukaryota; Euglenozoa; Kinetoplastea; Trypanosomatida; Trypanosomatidae. Gene Ontology annotation, cellular component: cytoplasm. The coding region runs from base 300 to 1781 and encodes 493 amino acids. Gene Ontology annotation, molecular function: protein binding.
GGUAUUCACCGCCGGUUUUUUCCCCUUCGUCGCCGACCCCACUGAGGCGGUUUUCCCCUGUGUGUUUUUCUGAAAGCGAGGUCCACUCACAGGACCGAAAGCGGCUACUGUUAAAAAGUAAAAGAGUAAUUAUUAAUUAGGAACUGUGUGGAGAUCAAGAAGUCCCCACGAAGACCCUCGAAACUGUCAGUACAGCUGCAGAAGAGAGUUUUCUUUCUCCAUUUCAGGCAGACUCCGCUGGGCGAGGAGACUUCCUUAAGACGAAAAACAGCAGAAACAAGAAUACCUACUUCGGCAAGAUGGGUCGCAUCACAGUGGAGCUGCUCCGCCGCCGGGCCGAGCACAACGAAGGCUGCCUCUCCAACCUCAAGGAGAUCGCCCUGCAUCAACAGGACAUUGAGAAGAUCGAGCUCAUCGGCGAUGCCUGCCGCCAACUCGAGAUCCUUUACCUCUGCAACAACUACAUUGGGAAAAUUGAAGGGCUGCGACACCUCAAGUGGCUCACGUACCUCAACUUAGCGGUGAACAACAUCACCGUGAUUGAGGGUCUGCAGGGCUGCGAGGCACUGGAGCGACUGGACCUGACGUUAAACUUCAUUGCGGACAUGACCUGUGUGGAAAGCCUGCUGGCGAAUCCGUUCCUGGCCUCCCUGCACCUGACCGGCAACCCAUGCACCAAGACGGAGGGCUACCGCGCCUACGUGGUGCACACGCUGCCACAGCUGAAAGAGUUAGACGGCGACGAGGUGAUUCGAGCAGAGCGCAUCACCGCGCGUCAGGCCGAGGAUGUGGUGGUCGAGGUGGCGCAGGAGGAGGCGGUCAAAGCGCGCGAGGCGGAGCGGAUCAAGCAGGAGAUGCUAGCGCGAGGCAUCGACCCUUUCCCGCCAAAGUUCAACGAGCAGGGCGAGCGGGUUUACGGGCACACGCCGGAGGAGCGGCUGCAGAUGCUGCAGGAGCAGAAGGCGCAAGAGCGGCGGCAGAAGGAGGAGCAGGCCAACCCGCAGCCGGGUAGCAUCGCCGCCGUGCACAAGGAGCUGCGCGAACAGCCGCAGCACGGCGGAGCGCGACUCACACCCGAGGCCGAAAAGGAGAAGUUCGGUCGUCUCCUUUUACGCAACGAGGGCCGUGUUCCCUUUCACAUGGAUGAGGACGCCGCGGAGGAGUUCGUCCUGACCGUCGAGCCGGGCAAGUUCAUCUCCACAACGUUGCUCGCCGUGACCGUGGAGGUCGACGUGAUCCGCGUCACCAUCAAAGGCAAACUCCUGCAGGUGCCGGUGGCGGAGGAACUGGCGGCGGACGCGGUGCGAGUGCAGCGCUCGGCAACAACGGGUCAGUUGAAAAUAACGGUGCCGUACGCGCCGGAGGUGCGGGAGCGACGGGUGAGUGCGCGAGGGCGAUGGGAGCGUCUGCGCGGCGCGACGCCCGCCUCCGAGGGCGAGACGACGACUGCCGCUGCUGCAGCGGGACCGGUAGCAGAAAAGAACAAGACGAGCCACAACACACCGUCCUGCGCUGCUCCGCCUUCGCCAACGACGCGGUCUACUUUAUUAGACAUUGAGAAGCGCUUGAGUGGAACGAAGGGGGAUGCGGCAGCGCAGAGUGCGUUGGCUGGAGCGGCGGAAAAGGCCAGCCGUCCCGACGCUUCCAAGGGGAACGCCGUGAGGUUAGUGGAGGAGAUGGCGACCUUCUCUACUUCCGCUCAGGAGAGCGAAAACACCGGUACCGCAGCAGGACCUCCCGAUCGCAGUAAUGAGGGCAACCACUGGGACGACCUUGAUUAA